AGCAUGUAGCAUGAUCUGCUGUUCUUGUCCCCGAAGGAAAUGUGCAGCACAGAGCUUCUUCAGAGCACAGAGCAUCUAGCAGCAUGUCCAAGCAAAACCGAGAUGUAGAGUUAGUUUGCCUGAUGCAGGACAAAGCACUUGAUCUUCAAAACUCCACCCUUCCCUAUCAAGGCAUAGCCGAUCAGUUGCCCAAUGUCCCCAUGGCUCCAUCCCGCAUACCUGUCCUCAUCUCCAGAAAACAGAAAGCUGGUGUGGUGAACCCCAGUUUUGUGAAGGAAGAAGCAUCCCUUUCUCGCAAUUCAGGACUACAGGCAAGCAAGCAUUCCACAGUGAUUGGCAAGACCGUAAAGUUUAAAAAUGGCUCUUCAGGGCUGCCCAGACUUAUCCGAAGCACUCACCCCAUCACCCAAAACAAAUCCCCAAACAAAUCCCAAACUCUCAUGGUGCCAGCUACACCCACAGCCCUCAAGAGAAAGAAGCUUCACUCUCAGGAGGACAAUGUAGAAGAGCUUCGAGUACCAUCUCCAUACCAGUCUCCAGUCAAUGCAGAAGAAUGUCAAGUAUCAUCUCCGUACCAAUCUACAGUCAAUGUAGAUGAACUUGGAGUACCAUCUCCAUGCCAGUCUACAGUCAAUGUGGAUGAACUUCAAGUACCAUCUCCACACCAGUCUCCAGUCAAAGCUUGGUCAGACCAGUCUAGCCCACAGGCAGAAGAUUUGCCAAAACGUAGUGGCUCAACAGCCAGCCAGAGCAGCGACGUGAUCAAUGAUCGCCUGCAGGAACUGGUGAGGCUUUUUAAAGACCGAACAGAGAAAGUGAAAGAGAAACUGGUUGACCCAGAUGCUUCCUCUGAUGAAGAGACACCCGUGCCCUCACCUUCCAAACAAAAGCCUCCAGAAGAAAAGAAGGAAGAAACUGAGAAAGAGAACCCAGUUGGCAAAUCAAAGAAGUGGCGCAUGAAAAAGUGCCAGUUCCCCAGAAGUAUUGAUCCUCUCACCAAUUUGAUAUAUAUCUUGUGGCUUUUCGUUGUGGUUCUGGCAUGGAAUUGGAACUGCUGGCUGAUUCCAGUCCGCUGGGCUUUCCCGUACCAAACACCUGGCAAUGUCUACUACUGGAUGGCUGUGGACUACUUCUGCGACUUCAUCUACCUUUUGGACAUCACCGUCUUUCAAGUCCGCCUACAGUUUGUUGAAAGAGGAGACAUCAUAACUGAUAAAAAGGCCAUGAGAAAGAAUUACUUAAAGUCUCAGCGUUUCAAGAUGGAUCUCAUCUGCCUUCUGCCACUGGAUUUCCUUUACUUCAAAGUCGGUGUAAACUCUCUCUUGCGUCUACCUCGCUGCUUAAAGUAUAUGGCUUUUUUUGAGUUCAACAACCGGCUUGAAGCUAUUCUGAGCAAGGCCUAUGUUUACAGAGUCAUCCGAAUCACGGCCUACUUGCUCUUCAGCUUGCAUGUAAACUCUUGCCUGUACUAUUGGGCAUCAUCCGUCAACGGACUGGGAUCUACCAUAUGGGCCUAUGAUGGGAAAGGAAACAGUUACCUCCGCUGUUACUACUGGGCUGUCAAGACCUUAAUAACAAUUGGAGGACUGCCGGACCCCUACACCCUCUUUGAGAUCAUCUUUCAGCUCCUCAAUUAUUUCACAGGGGUCUUUGUUUUCUCGGUCAUGAUUGGUCAGAUGCGAGAUGUCGUGGGUGCUGCCACUGCUGGACAAACGUACUAUCGGAACUGUAUGGAUAACACAGUGAAGUACAUGACUCUCUACAAAAUCCCCCGCUCUGUGCAGAACAGGGUCAAAACGUGGUAUGAGUACACUUGGCACUCUCAAGGCAUGCUGGAUGAAGCAGAGCUGCUAAGGCAAUUACCGGAAAUGAUGCGGCUGGAUAUCGCUGUCGAUGUGAACUAUGACAUAGUGAGCAAAGUGCCACUCUUUCAGGGUUGUGACCGGCAAAUGAUUUUUGACAUGCUAAAGAGGCUCAGAUCUGUUGUUUACUUGCCAAAUGACUAUGUAUGCAAGAAGGGAGAAAUUGGCCGAGAGAUGUACAUCAUUCAAGCCGGGCAAGUCCAGGUACUGGGAGGACCUGAUGGGAAGACAAUCCUUGUGACCUUGAAAGCUGGAUCGGUAUUUGGAGAGAUAAGCUUAUUGGCCUUAGGGGGCGGAAAUCGCCGCACAGCCAACGUUGUUGCUCAUGGAUUUACGAAUCUUUUCAUCUUGGAUAAGAAAGAUCUGAACGAAAUUUUGGUGCACUACCCAGAGUCUCAGAAGCUGCUGAGGAAAAAGGCCAGGAGAAUGCUGAAGAACAACAGUAAACCCAAAGAAGAAAAAGGGAUGCCAAAAGAUGUGUUGAUCAUUCCUCCAAGAGCCGGGACACCGAAGCUCUUUCAAGCAGCCCUUGUAGCAGCAGGGAGGAUGGGGGGCAAGGGACGGUUAGCUCACAUCCGAUGGAAACUUAGAGAACUGAAGGCACUGCAGGCUGCCAGUUCUUCUCCUAUUGUCCCAAAAUCGCCAGCCAGUCAUGCUUCACCAGCCGGUUCAAGGAAAUCAGAUGACCUCAGAAGUGAGAAGACUGCCGUGAAGUCCCCCGUGCCCUCUGUUGUAAUCCGUGUGACUCCGGCACCCAAGGAUGAUGAACAGAUUCUCUCUGUAGAAAAUGAAGAGAAAGAAGAAAAUGCCUAGAAUAAACUAUCCUAUAGCUGAGAACUCCAGGUCUUGUAGAAUGCUGCUGUCAUGAACUGCAAGCCAGAAACCAAACAGAAAUACGUAGAGGUUUUCCU
Molecule: messenger RNA, 2773 nt
Organism: Heteronotia binoei (common prickly gecko)
Lineage: Eukaryota; Metazoa; Chordata; Lepidosauria; Squamata; Gekkonidae
Gene: CNGB1
Product: cyclic nucleotide gated channel subunit beta 1
Exons: 19
Coding region: 84-2675 (863 amino acids)
Biological process (GO): retina homeostasis; monoatomic cation transmembrane transport
Cellular component (GO): plasma membrane; intracellular cyclic nucleotide activated cation channel complex; photoreceptor outer segment
Molecular function (GO): intracellularly cGMP-activated cation channel activity; cGMP binding; intracellularly cAMP-activated cation channel activity
Source: RefSeq, a predicted model, not a curated record